Molecule: messenger RNA, 3118 nt
Organism: Trichosurus vulpecula (common brushtail)
Lineage: Eukaryota; Metazoa; Chordata; Mammalia; Diprotodontia; Phalangeridae
Gene: SHB
Product: SH2 domain containing adaptor protein B
Exons: 6
Coding region: 731-2290 (519 amino acids)
Molecular function (GO): phosphotyrosine residue binding
Source: RefSeq, a predicted model, not a curated record
ACAGCCCUCCUCGCUGUCAGUGGAGCUGAUAGGGGGAGCUGAGAAGGAUCCCUCCCCGACCCCUCGCCGGGAGCAGGAAAAGAGGGACGGGGGAGAAGUUCAAGCCGAAGCGGCAGGAUCCAGGCAGAGGCGGCGGCGGCGGUGACCUCGGUGAAGCCGCGGGGAGGAGGAGGAGCGGGCCCUGCCGCAGGACGGAUACCCGAACAAGCGAAAGCGAAGGAGGUGGAGCGAGCGAGCGCCCGUCCAGGUGCCGGUGGCCCGGCUCCCCGCAUCCCUCCCUCCAGCCGCGGUAGUGCGAACGCCCCUGGGGGACCGCGGCCGCCCCUGGGGGACUGCGGCCGCCUGGCCCCCUGGCCUGGGGCUUCAGCCAGACCCGUGGAGCCCGAGCCGAGGGGGGAGCGGCGUCGCUGCAGAGCGGCUGCGGCCAGAACUUGAACUUGACGCUGAGCCUUUUCUAAGGGGUCUCGGCCGGGGCUGGAGACCCUCAGCGAGUUAUCCAGGAGCGGGUUCGGCUGCAGCUGCUCGCCUUUCUCGCCGCUGACGCCGCCUUUCCAAGAAGCGGAGCCCGGGGCCGAGCUGCCUGCCUGUCUCGCGGGGAAGAGGGGUUCGUGGUGGCCGCCUACGUCCCCCGCAGCCUCCGGAUGGCAGCUGCGGGUCGGGCCGGGGCUCCCCUGUUGCUGAUCCUCGGGCCGUAGGGGGUCGGCUCCGGGGCAGUCCAGGCGGUGGCACCAUGGCUAAGUGGCUGAACAAGUACUUCAGUUUAGGGAAUAACAAAACUAAGAGCCCCCCGCAGCCUCCCCGGCCGGACUACCGCGAGCGCGGGCGCGGGGGCAGCAGCCGGGGGGCCGCAGCAGGGGCAGGUGGGGGCAGCGAGCGGCGGCAGCAGCAGCAGCCCCCGGCGGCCUCCUGCUCGUCCUCGUCGUCCUCUUGCUUCUCAUCCUCAUUCCGGGAGGACAGCGGCAGCACCAGCGACCUCAUCCGCGCCUACCGAGCCCAGAAGGAGCGCGACUUCGAGGACCCCUACAACGGCCCCGGCUCGUCGCUGCGCAAGCUGCGGGCCAUGUGCCGCCUGGACUACUGCGGGGGCCAGGACAGCGCCGGGGACCGGACCUUCUCCUCCGCCUCGUCGUCCGCCGGCUGCUGCUGCACCUCGGGCGGCGGGGGAGCUGCCGCGUCCUCCUCGUCUUCCUCCUCACCGCACCUCUUCCGCAGCAACAGCGAGCGGCGGCCCGCCACUCCGCCCGAGGUCAAGUACAUCUCCCCCAAGCACCGGCUCAUCAAGAUCGACAGCGGCUGCGGCGGCGGCGGCGGCGGCGCAGACCCGGGGGGAGGCGGCAGCAAGAGCAGCAGCAGCAGCGGUGGCAGCGGCAGUAGCAGCGUCCGAACCUGGAGUCCGAACGCCUGCGGCAGCAGCAGCAAGAAGCUGCUCAACAGGUGCCCGGAGGAGAGCGGCGCCACCGGAGGCAAGAAAGAGAAGGUUGUCAUUGCGGAUGACUACUCAGAUCCCUUUGAUGCCAAGAGUGAGCUAAAAAACAAAGCAGGAAAGGGGGAAAGCACUGGCUACAUGGAGCCCUAUGAAGCCCAGAGGAUCAUGACAGAAUUUCAGAGGCAAGAAAGCGUGAAAUCUCAGAAUAAAGGUGUCCAGUUAUAUGAUACACCUUAUGAACCAGAAGGCAAUGGUGUGGAUUCAGAUUCUGAAAGCUUGGUCAGCCAGCGUUUACGAGAGAGCAAGCUGCCUCAGGAUGACGACAGGCCUGCAGAUGAGUACGACCAGCCUUGGGAGUGGAACAAAGUCACGAUUCCAGCCUUGGCAGCUCAGUUUAACGGUAAUGAGAAAAGGCAAUCUUCCCCCUCGCCUUCCCGAGACAGGCGUCGACAGCUCCGAGCCCCUGGUGGAGGCUUCAAGCCCAUCAAACAUGGGAGCCCAGAGUUCUGCGGGAUAUUGGGAGAAAGAGUCGAUCCUACUGUCCCACUGGAAAAGCAAAUAUGGUAUCACGGAGCAAUCAGCAGAACAGAUGCCGAAAAUCUUCUCCGGUUAUGUAAAGAGUGUAGCUACCUUGUAAGAAAUAGCCAGACAAGCAAGCACGACUAUUCUCUGUCACUGAAGAGCAACCAGGGCUUCAUGCACAUGAAACUGACAAAAGCCAAAGAGAAAUACAUCCUGGGGCAGAACAGCCCCCCGUUUGACAGUGUCCCCGAAGUCAUCCACUACUACACGACCAAAAAGUUGCCCAUCAAAGGAGCGGAGCACCUGUCUCUGCUGUACCCUGUGGCUGUCCGAACCCUGUGAGAGGAGGGCCCUGCUGGCCUCUUCCUGCGUAUGCGAGGGAGGCCACGGAGAAGCAAGGAAACCAGGACUCCACCCCGUGCGUUGACCAGAGCUCCGGACUGAGAGAAGAAACAGGAGCUUCCAGCUUUUCACCAUCGAUUGAAUGGCCAUGUUCAGAUCAUUAGAGUGGUACUUUGGCACUGCUGCAUGUCUUUAGAACUAUGUUUCUAUUUAAGGGGAUGGAGGAACCAUAUUUAAAUGUGAUAGCAGAUAAUCCUGCCCCGCCCCCGCCCCCACAUCUCCUUUUAUUUCCUGUGAAUUAAAAUAUUUUCAAAUCCAAAGAUAUGCCUUCCAGGGUAAACAGAGCAAAGCAGCUUAUAGCAAACAGUGAGCUCCAAGGAUUUUCAUUUCUUUGUUCUCCUGCUGUCAUGAACUCACACCUGCAUAUGGUAAAAAAUAAUAAUAAUAGUAAUGAUAGUUCUCCACUGGUGCUAUACUGUCCCCUAUUGAUAAUAAGAACAGACAGAUGCUGGGCCUUUCAGGACCUAGAGGGUGACAGCACAUUCCACUCGUUCCCCACAGGGUGUGUGUGUGUGUGUGUGUGUGUGUGUGUGUGUGUGUGUGUGCGCGCGUGCGUGCUCGAGAGAGCGCGCUUGAGUAUAUGUGUGGGUUCAGGGGUGUGUGUGCUUUCACACAUGGUUGGUUAGGCUAAUCCGACAAAGAAGUUCUUUUUCUCCCCUUGAUGUGACUAGGAGACCUUUCUCAAUGGAAUCACUUUGCAGUAGCAGAAAGAGUUCAAUUAUUUAUGACUAGGGUAUGUAAAUAAAAUAGUGGUUUAAUAUAUACAUA